Molecule: messenger RNA, 3118 nt
Organism: Myotis myotis
Lineage: Eukaryota; Metazoa; Chordata; Mammalia; Chiroptera; Vespertilionidae
Gene: TAF8
Product: TATA-box binding protein associated factor 8
Exons: 8
Coding region: 1076-1999 (307 amino acids)
Biological process (GO): transcription initiation at RNA polymerase II promoter
Cellular component (GO): transcription factor TFIID complex
Molecular function (GO): protein heterodimerization activity
Source: RefSeq, a predicted model, not a curated record
GUGCUCUGCGCAGCUAAGGUUAGGGCCUGAGACCUCGUCCGUGUGCCCGGGGUGAGGGGGUGGCGGCGACCCCCAGGCUCAGGUGCGUGUGGUCGGGAAGGUGCGUUUCCAGACUUCUGCCUUCAGGGCAUUCGCCACUCAAUCACGUGCUACCCUGGGAAUAAACAACAACGGUAGGCGAGGUUCCUUGACCUCUGACUCUACGUCUAGCACCGCGAUAGACCCUGUUUGCAUUCCCUUGUUCCCUCCCCUCCCCCCGCUAUCAAUCACACCCGUUUCACAAAAGAGGAAAAGAGGAAACUGAGGCACAGUGAGGUUCGGGCAUGUGCCCGUGGUCCCACAGCUAGCGACAUUAGAAUUCAAACCCAGCGUCUGCGUCCUGCCAGGCACCUGCAAACGGAGAAGAAUAAGGCGCGAUGCGGGCCCCGCAAGAACCCCCAUCCGGAGGGGCUGGGGAGCAAGCGCACAGAAAACCCACAGGCACCGCCGACCCUGGGAGUGAGGCGGGCAAGGGACAGAGCCCCCUGCUUUCUGCGCCUCCCGGCUGGCCCGGCAACUACCGGCGGAUUGAGGACAGCAGAGUGCAAUGGAAGACCUGGACUAGGCUGCAAGUGGGCCAUUGGCGGGCCGUAGACCCGCAGCACAGCAUUAAAUUUCCCCAAAUUUCCCGCUGCAGAAGAAUCACCUGGAGAGGUUAACAACACGUAGUCUCGGGCCCCUCCCGCAGACAGUGAGUCACUGGCACUGGGCGGGACCUAGCCAGGUGUUGCUAACAGCCACGUAUGGGGCGUUCCAGGGGUGUGCUCUUUAUGAGAAACGAUUUCAUGGGGAAAGAGGUGUGCAAGCGAGGGCGCAUUUUCCGGGCCAAUUUCGAGGCUCACAGCAACCCAUCGCUCAGUGUAGGUCACGUGAGCCGGGUCAUCAGAAACCUUCUCUCCCCGCCCUCCCCCUCCCCCUCCCCAACUUUGGUUGGGCUUUGGAAAACCCAGAGGUGGGAGCACCGCCCCGCCCCUCCCCGCCGGACGACUACAAAUCCCAUCCUGCCCUGCGCGCGCGCACGUUACGCCAGAGCAAGAUGGCCGACACGAUGGCCACUGCGGGGGCUGGCAGCUCCGGAACGAGAUCGGGAGGUAAACAGUCCACUAACCCUGCUGACAAUUACCAUCUGGCCCGGAGGCGAACCCUGCAAGUGGUGGUGAGCUCCUUGCUGACGGAGGCAGGGUUUGAGAGUGCUGAGAAAGCGUCCGUGGAAACAUUGACAGAGAUGCUACAGAGCUACAUUUCGGAAAUUGGGAGAAGUGCCAAGUCUUACUGUGAGCACACAGCCAGGACCCAGCCCACGCUGUCAGAUAUUGUGGUCACUCUUGUUGAGAUGGGGUUCAACGUGGACACUCUCCCUGCUUAUGCAAAACGGUCCCAGAGGAUGGUCAUUACUGCCCCUCCAGUGACCAAUCAGCCAGUGACCCCCAAAGCUCUCACUGCGGGGCAGAACCGACCCCACCCGCCGCACAUCCCCAGCCAUUUUCCCGAGUUCCCCGACCCCCACACCUACAUCAAAACCCCGACGUACCGCGAGCCUGUGUCUGACUACCAGGUCCUGCGGGAGAAGGCUGCAUCCCAAAGACGGGACGUGGAGCGGGCACUCACCCGUUUUAUGGCCAAGACAGGCGAGACCCAGAGUCUUUUCAAAGAUGACGUCAGCACGUUUCCAUUGAUUGCUGCCAGACCUUUCACCAUCCCCUACCUGACGGCUCUUCUCCCAUCCGAACUGGAGAUGCAGCAGAUGGAAGAGACGGAUUCCUCGGAGCAGGAUGAGCAGACAGACACAGAGAACCUCCCUCUUCAUAUCAGCACGGAUGACUCUGGAGCCGAGAAGGAGAACACCUCUGUCCUGCAGCAGAACUCCUCCUUGACGGGGAGCCGGAACGGGGAGGAGAGCCUCAUCGAUAACCCCUACCUGCGCCCCGUGAAGAAACCCAAGAUCCGCAGGAAGAAGUGAGUUGGGAGCUGGGUGCCGAGAGGCGCUCUGGCCAACCGCGGCACAAGGGAGAGGCCACUCUUCGUUUUCAGAAAAGUGGGCCUGAACCUCGGGGAAAGCUACUCGAGUGAGAGGAAAUACCGUCCCUUUCCCUCUCCUUCCUCGUCUGCCACAUGUACCUCUUGGGCAAAGAGGUUGAGCUUCCUGCAGCCCCGGGACUAACCCUCACAGCCCUGGAGUUAUUGCCUCCUAGAAGGAGAGCAGGGGGGCCCACCAGGCAGGCUCCAUGGAUUCCUCUUCUUUCCAGGUCCCUCUCGUGAGCUGAGAAGAAAGCCUGCCUUGUACAGAGAUGCGGACUCCACGCUCCUGGGGGGAGUUAAAGCCGCUGGAGGGAAGCAGAAAGGGUGGCCUCCCGUGGUCCAGCGAGGCGGCUGGGGUGACUGGGCAUGCUUUUAACAGCAAACUGUGUUAAUAUUUCCCAUUUUCACCGAUGUCUGGGUUGAGGAAGAUAUGAUGUGGUGGUAAUAACGAGGCUUUCUUAAUUGGCCAGGCUGGACUCUGGGCGUAGGAGCAGCUGGCGACUUCAUUCAUUAUCACAGGACCUGACUCCUUGGAACCCGUGAGACCAGGGAAGGCCGCAGGAAGAAGGGGCUGCACCUUCUCUGCUUCCUCCAGAGGACUGUUUGCCUGGCUUCCGUUUCAGGCCGUGCGGGUCCCUUUAUUGACUCACAGACAACCUGUAGCACCAGUUUCUCACCCUUGAACCUCAGUCUUAUUUCUCUUCUCACCUGGGCUCCAAGCGCCCUGCUGAGAUGACGAAGGUGACUUUGCCUUCCCACGUGUCACUCCUUGACCUGGGCCGCAGGAGUCAGGAGGAGUGAGCCGGUGUGUCAGGUGGAGGAGGGUGAUGCGUAACAGCGCACCGACUCUCUCCACAUCUGGUGGACUCUUCCUACAAGGCAGCGCCCGCUCGUGAGAGGUUGGUGUUUGUUGUCGCUCUGUGGCAUGUGUGCUUUGGGACGACUGAGUCCUGCCCCAUCCAGGGAAUGUUUUCUCUGACAAGAGCCUCUGCUUGAUGUAUUAUGCUGUGACUUGCUGGAGGAAUCCGGCCUUAAACAACAGGAAAGGGAUGGGGGGGGG